AUGGCGAAACGAUCCUGGUCAGACUCCAACGGGCCAGCUCCUCCUGGGGCGGCCGAUGCGAAUGCGACACCAGCCGUGCCUGUAACGCCUGCGCGCUCCAAUGGAAACAGCAACGGCACGCGACAGAGUGGAAAUCGACAGAGCAUCAGUGGUCUCAUAUCCAAUGAUCUCCCCAUCCCUCAGAUCUCUCGCAAGAUCAAGGCCUGCGCAGCAUGUCGAAAACACAAGAUCAAGUGUUUGAUGGAUGAGAGUGGUCCACCGUGUCGGAGAUGUUCUGAGCGAAAUUUGGGGUGUGUCUUGAGCAAGAGCUUGCAGACCAUCAUUGAUGAGAAGUCACAAUUCUCUGAAGCAGUGGUCCAAGAUCUUGAGCAGAUACAUUCCGCUCUCAGGCAGGUCAUGACGAAACUGAGUCUUCCCGAACUUCCCCCAUUGCAGAGCGCCAAUUCCCGAGAUACAGAGGGAACACCUCCCAAGGAAGACAAUCCCGCUAAUGCGACAAACCGCCUCUCCGCCUCUCAAGAAGAGCAUCAUGGCCCUUCGUGCGACAAUUCCCCAAAGGCGACCCCUGAAGACGAAGGCCUUCCAUAUGUGCCUAUUCACUCUCUAUAUACUCUCACCAAACUCAGUGCUCUGCGUUCACCGGAUAACUCAGAAGCUCAACGAGGUCGUGCCAUUGACGACUUCAUUGCCCGUGGAGCACUGGCCUUGUCUGACGCGGAGAGCCUGUUUGCUCUAUACCGCGAUCGCCUUGAUCGAUAUAUGUACGGCAUUGGCUGUCGGUACAUGACACUGGACGAGCUCAGGCGGAAGAGUCCGAUUUUAUCAGCCGCAACCUUGACUGUAGCUGCGCUCCACGACCCCAAGGCUGAUGGCAUUUACGGCAUCUGCAGCAGCGAAUUCCGCCGACUGAUGGAGAAGUCUAUGUUUGAGCGGCGCAUUGACCGCGACUAUCUACGGGCCAUGUGUGUAGCCUCUUAUUGGCUCAGUGACCUUUCGUGGAUGCUCUCAGGAUACGCGAUUCGACGUGCUGCGGAGUGCAAUCUACAUAACAGCUAUAAUCAGGCCAUCAAGGAGCAGAGCCAGGAGGCGGCAGAUUGUGCACGGUUAUGGUACAUUCUUUACAUCUGCGACCAACACCUUGCGACUCUCUACGGGCGACCAUCUAUUGUCCAGGAGGACUCGUCUAUCCAGGGAUGGGAGAACUUUCUUGAGUCUCCCGUGGCUACCGAGGAGGAUAAGCGUCUUACUGGACAGGUGGCCUUGGUUAGCAUUCUACGAAAUAUUCGAGAGCUCUUUGGUACCGACAAGGGAGAGCGUAUUUCGAGGGUUUACCUUAGCCACAUAUCACAGUUCCGGCGACAGUUGGAUCAAUGGUAUGAUCGGUGGCUGAAGGAGCUACCAGAACAAUGGCCUCAAAUCGGAUCGUUCCCGCGAAAGGGCACCAUCCUUCACUACAACUUUGCCCAGAUUCACCUCUACUCACACAUUUUUCGUGGGCUCGCCAGCGACGACCCGAUUCCUCAUUACUUCCUCGACUGCGCGUCCAAAGCAGUCACAGCCGCAACCGCUAUUAUCGAUCUCAUCAUCACCGACCCCGAUGUGGCUGUAGGAAUCGUGGGAAUGCCCUCGUAUAUGCUCUCCAUGACGGCGUUUGCCUGCAUGUUCCUUAUCAAGGUUGCCCUCAAAUAUGGCGGGGAUCUUAUCGAGCGUCAGAGAGUGCAUGACUUGACCACUAGCCUGGUACAUCGAUUCCGAUCUCUCAACGCUGGAAAGUGGCAUCUCGCGAACCUCAUGGCUGGCGGCUUGGAGCGGAUGACGGGGACGCUCAACUCGGUUGCGCCAGGGCAAGUCGGUCAAGCACCCAACGGUGUUGUUGUCGGGAACGGUAUCAACGAGAAUAUCGAUCUUUCCAACCAGAUGCCGCCGGGAGAUCGUCCGUUCACCGACAUAGACGGUGACAUGUUCUUCGACUAUGACAUGAGUUUCGGUCUCUCGCCCGUGUUCCGGUUCGAUCCAAGCAUGUUCACCAUGGACGCGUCAGGACAGUCGCUGCCAACAUAUCCAGAGGCGGACUAUGGCAUGAGGCCGCUGCCUUGA
Fusarium keratoplasticum is the source of this 2097-nucleotide messenger RNA. RefSeq names its product Zn(2)-C6 fungal-type domain-containing protein. Bases 1 to 2097 code for a protein of 698 amino acids. Gene Ontology annotation, biological process: DNA-templated transcription; regulation of DNA-templated transcription. Gene Ontology annotation, cellular component: nucleus. NCBI's taxonomy places the organism in Eukaryota, Fungi, Ascomycota, Sordariomycetes, Hypocreales, Nectriaceae. Gene Ontology annotation, molecular function: DNA-binding transcription factor activity, RNA polymerase II-specific; transcription cis-regulatory region binding; zinc ion binding. The record is from RefSeq and is a predicted model, not a curated record. The transcript is spliced from 5 exons.